AACUUCUCAAGAAAUUACCACCUUCCAUAAAAAAGAAUAUAUGGAAUCGACUUACUUCUAGAGUACAUAAUCCAUUGACAGAAGAACAAGCAAGUAGUAUUAAUCCUGAUAUUGAGGCAUUAUUGAUUAGUGAGAUUGAUAAAUAUGAAAAGAAAAAAAAACGAUAUCGAAUCAGCUCUUCUAUACAAAAUACAGAAAUAUCUCAAACUGUUAUCUCUGCUAAUACACAAGUAACUGAUAUGUGCCCUGGCACCAGCUCUGCUGUUGAGGAGGAGAUUAAUGCUCGAGUCAAAGAAGCUACAGAUAAAAUGCAUCAAAGGUUUAUUGAAACUACACAGGAAACAUUAAAUUCUAUUAAGCAACAGAAAGAUGCAGAGUGUAAGAAAAUAAAGCUGGAUAUGGCUAAUAGAGGUAAAGAUUUAUUUGAGUCUACAUUAAAAAAAUUUAUUCGAGAUGGAACUAUAUAUUAUCUCAUUCAUGAUUUGGAAGAGAAAGAUGGUAAAUCAUAUUCUGAUAUAUCUCGGAAAAAUUGA
This is a messenger RNA of Entrophospora candida, 533 nucleotides long. The record is from the annotation of a GenBank genome assembly. NCBI's taxonomy places the organism in Eukaryota, Fungi, Glomeromycota, Glomeromycetes, Entrophosporales, Entrophosporaceae.